Messenger RNA from Zalophus californianus (California sea lion), 4987 nucleotides. It is a transcript of the gene DCAF4, whose product is annotated as DDB1 and CUL4 associated factor 4. The transcript has 14 exons. Gene Ontology annotation, cellular component: Cul4-RING E3 ubiquitin ligase complex. The record is from RefSeq and is a predicted model, not a curated record. Gene Ontology annotation, molecular function: protein binding. NCBI's taxonomy places the organism in Eukaryota, Metazoa, Chordata, Mammalia, Carnivora, Otariidae. The coding region runs from base 2555 to 4102 and encodes 515 amino acids.
UGACUUUGGCUUGACCAUGCUUAUUAAAUCAGUUAAUGUCGUCAGCCUCUUCUUGUGUUGCAGUACCUGAUCCUGUGCUUGUGUGAGUUUGUGGUUUAGAAAUGUUCCAAAAUCAGCAGUCACUAGUUAUUUCAUUAUUUACUAUGUCCUUGAUUUUGCGCCCCGCUUUUGAGGAUAAUGGUGCAGGCGUGCCAUGCUCCUGCCUCCUGAUCUGAAGCCUUUGACUUACCAUUAUGUGUGUUCUUCACUGUAGUCCUGCAUUAUUUCAUAAUUAAAGCAAACUGAAGUCCUGUGUACAGAAUGUGCAAUCUAGAGAAAUUUUUAUCUUUUUAUAGAGUUGCUAAUAAUAAUCUUUAGGUCAAUAUGGCUUCUUUUUCUUACCAGUUUUCUUAACACUGGCCCUAUUUCCCUUCCUCUGCAUAGUGCCUCUUAGCUUGUAACUUAACUAGUUAGUAAAUACAACUUUAUUCGUAAAUAAAGAUUAAGGUAAUUGAUCCUUAGGGAGACCCGUGCAUGUGGUGUCCAGGAGCCAUGAAAUGGGUUGCUUAGGAAAGUGAAUAAGGUUAUUAUACUAUUGGACAGGGGUGAGGGCAGCAGUGGUGUUUACAGAGAAGGGAAAUAUGGAUAGGCACAAGAGCACACAGGGAACUAGGGAGAGACUCUGGGCUCUGAACCUGCUGAGUCUGCUGUCGCUGUGGAAGGAGGAGUGGCGGUAGAAGACGUUGAUGCCCUGCCCAGGAGGGACGCCAGGCGUUGGAGAUGAACCUGUGUUGGCAGGUGAGAUGGUAUAUGUAUGAAAGAAGAGGAUCUAGGACAGAACAGUAGAAAACAGAUAACAGGGCAGGUGACCCAAGAGAAAGCUAUUCCAGAAGCCAAAGGAAGAGGGAAGCUUUGUGGCAUCACAUGUUUUAGGAGUGAGGGCUAGAUAAGGAGAGAUCACUAACUUUGGCAGGUAGGGGGAUCAUUAGUUAAACCCCUCACAAGAGCAUUUGAGCAGAAAGGCGGCGGAGGAGCCCUGACUGCAGUGGGUUGAGGAGUGACUGGGAAACAAGCAGUGGGAUGUGUGCACAUAGACCACAUGCUCAGGGUAUCCUCUUCUGUUUGGGUCCGAGAUGAAGCACAGACAAAUGAAAACCCUGAGCGUGUCCAUAGGUGAGGUAAGGACAGGGGAAGUUGGUUAAACAUACGGGAAAGGUAUCUGUAGGGCCUGAGAAGGAGUGAGAGCAAUGACAGGUGGGACGGGUUUGCCAGGAAAAGGCACAAGGACACCCGUUUCUCCAAGAUAAGCGGGAAGAGCACUGGAAAUAUUAAAGGCAGGUAUUUGCCGAAGGGAAGCGAGGGAAGUUGGGAGUAUUCAUACCUGGCAACAUCUCUCUUCUCUGUGAGGUAGGGAGCUCUGCCAGCAGGGAAGGAGGACUGGAAGAAAGCGGAAAGGGGUAUGUUGGGACAGGGUUAACACCCUGAGCUGUCAGCAGACUAGGAAUAACUAAAGUCAUUUAAUUCAUCAGGGGAUGAAAAUAAGACAUUUCUCAUAGCUCCACCUCAGCACAGCUACAUGCUUUUCUUCAGUGGUGCUUAUUAAUCCUGGCACGGGACUGGAGAGCGUCUGGUGCAAGUAGUCCAGGUUGUGGAAGUGCCCCGUGGGGGAGGCAGACUAACUGUCUGAAGCAAGCACACUGAGGACUUGGUUACAGAAUUCGCAAAAUGUUGGGGUAAGUACUGGACCGGGAGUCCAGACUUCUGGUGCUCUGAUGCCAACAGGCAUUCCCCACUCAGAAGGAGAAGUUGGGAAAUAAAGGCGAAUAGUUUUCUCAUCUAUUCUUGGGUUUCAUUCAGCCCUAGAAAUGUUUCUCUAAUUUUGUUAUGGCAUUUGAAUGUAGUUUUAAAGUAUAUUCAGUAAAAAAUAAAUAAAAGCACAUUCAGUAAGAUGUCAUCACUGUCUCCUGUGAGUGGGGGAAAAAAAUCAGGCAUUGGGAAGGCGUGGAACUCACAGCAGCUGGUCCAUGUGCCAUUUUGGUCUGUUUAAGAACUCUUAAUGUGAUUCCCAAUGUUGAAACUGGCAGUUAAGUGAUGGAUUCAGGCUAUACAAGAUAAGACUUGAAAAAGCCACCUGAAAUAUUAUGGCAAUAUCAGUAAGAAGUGUUUUUUUCUCAUUCCUUACUUAAGAAAAAAAAAAUGCAUGUGCACAUCUGUCCCUUUAACAGCUUGCUUCGGGAAGCUAAAACCUUUAUAAAGCACGUUGAGAAGUCCUACACACGGGCCCUUGUUUAACUGUGUUCACAGUUUUCCCUGCUCAGUGCUGGAAUUGUGUAGGAGAAAGUGCUCACUGUCAGCUAUUCUCUAUGAAUAGGGAUGUGUGUGGAUUGAAAGAAAAAUUAUAUGCUCUGGUAUUAUCUGGUAAAGAAAAGAAAGAAGAAUAACCUAAGAGUUCUCAUUGCCAGCUUCAGCUGUCUUCUAAAGUACUUGUGAGACUCUGUCAUCACCUCACACAGUGACUCAAGGAAGCAGAGGUCGGCAGAUUGGCAGGCCAGGUGGUCAACUGUGAGGAGAAGAAAUGCACAAAAACAGCUGGCAGAAUAGAAGACAUGGGAGAAGGAGCAACCAGCAGAACCCUCGGUUCAGACAACAGGGUUCUGAUGAGAGGGGUAACUCAGUGACACGGCAAAGCUCACGGGAUUCUGGCCACGUUGGCGAUGACGAGGCCCCAUCGACCUCAUCCGGCACAGCAGGGAGUUCUUCCGUGCCAGAUCUGCCAGGGUAUUACUUUGACCCUGAAAAGAAACGAUACUUCCGCUUGCUCCCUGGACAUAACAACUGCAACCCCCUCACAAAGGAGGGCAUCCGGCAGAAGGAGAUGGAAAGCAAAAGGCUGCAGCUACUGGAGGAAGAAGACAAGCAGAAAAAGAAAAUAGCCAGAAUGGGCUUUAAUGCAUCUUCAUUGCUACAGAAAAGCAAGCUCGGUUUUCUCAAUGUCACCAGUUACUGCCGUUUAGCUCAUGAGCUGCGAGUGAGCUGCAUGCAGAGGAAAAAGGUCCAGAUUCAGAGCUCGGAUCCCUCCGCUUUGGCAAGCGACCGAUUUAACCUCAUACUGGCAGAUACCAACAGUGAUCGGCUCUUCACGGUGAAUGAUGUCAAAGUCGGAGGCUCCAAGUAUGGCGUCAUCAGCCUGCGAGGUCUGAAGGCCCCCUCACUCAAGGUGCAUAUGCAUGAAAACCUCUACUUCACCAACCGGAAGGUAAACUCUGUGUGCUGGGCCUCGCUGAAUCACCUGGAUUCCCACAUUCUGCUCUGCCUCAUGGGCAUCGCAGAGACUCCGGGCUGUGCCACCCUGCUCCCAGCAUCGCUGUUCGUCAGUAGUCAUCCAGCAGGAGACCGGCCUGGCAUGCUCUGCAGUUUCCGGAUCCCUGGGGCCUGGUCCUGUGCAUGGUCCCUCAACAUUCAGGCGAAUAACUGCUUCAGCACAGGCUUAUCUCGGCGGGUCCUAGUGACCAACGUGGUGACAGGACACCGGCAGUCCUUUGGGACCAGCAGUGAUGUCUUGGCCCAGCAGUUUGCUCUCAUGGCUCCUUUGCUGUUUAAUGGCUGUCGUUCUGGGGAGAUCUUUGCCAUAGAUCUGCGUUGUCGAAAUCAGGGCAAGGGCUGGAAGGCCACCCGCCUUUUCCACGACUCAGCAGUGACCUCUGUGCAAAUCCUCCAAGAAGAGCAAAACCUGAUGGCUUCUGACAUGGCGGGAACGGUAGGGGUAGCACUGAUGACUCGGGCCACUGGAGCCGCUGGUCUAGAGCUUUGCCAGAUCAAGCUGUGGGACCUGAGAACCACCAAGUGUAUAAGGCAGUAUGAAGGUCAUGUGAAUGAGUACGCCUACCUGCCCCUGCACGUGCACGAGGGAGAAGGAAUUGUGGUGGCAGUGGGCCAGGACUGCUACACGAGAAUCUGGAGCUUCCAUGACGCCUGCCUGCUCAGAACCAUACCCUCCCCACACCCCGCCUCCAAGGCUGACAUCCCCAGUGUGGCCUUCUCUUCUCGGCUUGGGGGUUUCCGGGGAGCCCCAGGGCUGCUCAUGGCUGUCCAGCAGGACCUUUACUGUUUCUCCUACACCUAAUUCCACAGGGUACAGCCUGGAGGGAUGUGGAUUUGACGUAAGGGAGUAAGGAGCAGCCAGACUUCUGCCACAACUGCUGUUUCCACUGAGGGCAUUUUAAAUGGACGCUCUGUGUAUACAGAUCCCAUCCAUCCAGCUGCCGGGAAGUAGGUGCUGUGUGGAGCACAGUGGAGACACUUCAGUAAAGUUCUUUCAGUUAAGUUGUGAGCUCAGAGAGCUCAAAAGUCCUUUUCAUAAAAGGUACUUAUUUCCUUGUUAAAUUCCUUAGAAUAGUCUGUGGCCCCCCUACCUUUUUUUUUUUUUUUUUUUGAAACAAGAAAUACUUUUCUAAGGGCUGAGGAUUGGCAGUAACUAAAUUAAAGCUGGUGCUUUCACCAAAAGCCCUUUUAAGAAGCUUAAUGAGAUUGGGUGAGGCUGUUAGUGCAGUCAGUGCCUGGGUCCCAGAAAGCUGUGCCCGUGGGCUGGAGAAAGCCAGCUGGGGAGACAGGGAAGGCACAGGGGGAGGGGGGGUCGUUUCUCUGAGUCUCUAGAGAUAAAGAUUGAAGGCUGGAUUUUGGAGUCAUUAAAAAGCCUUCUCAGGCUCACUCAGCAUCCAUAGCAGACCUUGCUUUCUCCUUUUACCACCAUUCAUAGGCAUUGAAAGGAAAGAUGGAUCUUUCUAGAUGCUAGAGGUUUUAAACAGGUCCUAGCAGGCCUUUGUUGAGGUGCCUUCCAGAAUGUUAGGUAUAACAGCUCCUGUUUCUAUUAUAGUGACUUGAAUGUCAGAUUUAAGGGCCCCAUCUCAAAGAAAAUUGGCUUUGACUUUUUGCAAUCUAGAAGCACUUUGUGAGAUGUUUAUGCAGCGUUCAAGAACCUGUCUUUCUACCAAACAAUAAACUAGAAAGA